GCAGAGGAGGUGCUAAAAUUGUACAUUGUAGAUACGUAUUGGCGACAACAGAAAACAAUUUGUAAAAGCAGUUGAAUGAAGUAGUGGAAAAGCUAAAAUGCACAAUCUGAAUAGAGAGAGUUGAGAAGAACGUGAAGCGUGAAAGAAAGAUAAUGGGUGCUUAUUGCAACGGAGACGUUUCGUUGCCACCAUCCUACGACGUCGCUUCAGGAGAAGAUCCCAGGUUCUGCAAGCACGUUCGCGACAACGUCCAUGGCAACAUUUAUCUCGAUUCCCUCAGUUUGAAGUUCAUUGACACUGAGCAGUUUCAGAGGCUUCGCGAGUUGAAACAACUAGGUUUUACGAACAUGGUUUAUCCAGGUGCUGUGCAUUCCAGAUUUGAGCAUUCUCUUGGUGUGUAUUGGCUUGCCAGUCAAUGUGUGGAAAAGCUUAAAACUUAUCAAGGCUUGGAGCUUGGUAUAAAUAGAUUUGAUAUUCAAACAGUGAAACUUGCAGGACUUCUGCAUGAUGUGGGACAUGGCCCUUUCAGCCACUUGUUUGAGCGCGAGUUUCUUCCCCAAGUUAUCAGUGGUUCUGAUUGGUCACAUGAACAAAUGUCAGUCGAUAUGGUUGAUUAUAUUGUUGAUGAACACCAUAUUGAUGUUGACCCUCAAAUGAUAAGAAGAGUCAAGGAGAUGAUACUGGCAAGCUCUGAAUAUGCUCCUCCAAGGAGCUCAAGUGAGAAAAGUUUCUUGUAUGAUAUUGUUGCAAAUGGCCGAAAUGGAAUUGAUGUUGACAAAUUUGAUUAUCUUCUCCGUGACUGUCGAGCUUGUGGUCUAGGAUGCAACUUUGAAUUUCGAAGGUUAUUGGAGACAAUGCGGGUUUUGGAUGAUGAGAUUUGUUAUCGUGCUAAGGACUACCUCACCAUCCACAAAAUGUUUGUCACCCGUGCUGAUCUUUAUAGAACAGUUUAUACACAUCCAAAAGUGAAGGCAAUAGAGCUUAUGGUGGUUGAUGCACUUGUUCACGCUAAUAGUUAUUUGGGGAUUUCGUCUAACAUACAUAAUCCUUCUGAGUACUGGAAGCUGGAUGACACAAUAAUUAAAACUAUUGAGACAACUCCAAAUCAAGAACUAAAGGAGGCCAGGGAGUUGAUCCUGCGCAUUCGAAGGAGGAAAUUGUAUCAGUUUUGUAAUGAGUAUCCUGUACCGAAGGAUAUGCUGGACAAUUAUAAGAAGGUCACUGCUCAAGAUAUUGUUUGUUCUCAGAAGAGUGGUGGAGUUACACUGAAAGAGGAGGAUGUAGCUAUUUGUAAUGUCAAAAUUGAUUUGACUCGUGGAAAGCAUAAUCCUCUGGAAAGCAUCCACUUUUUCAAGGAUUACGAAAGUGAUGAGAAAUUUACAAUACCUGAUGAUCGCAUAAGCCACUUGCUACCUACAUCUUACCAAGAUAUGAUAGUUAAGGUGUACGCCAAAAAGCCAGAACUGGUGGAGGCAAUUUCAGAGGCUUUUGAAAAUUUUCAGUUGAAAACAUAUGGCAUCAAAGCACAGGCACAUUCAACGCCACAGAAGAAGCGUCGUUACAAUCCAUUUAUAUAAGGGGAAAAGUUAUCAUUACUAUGAUACUAUUUUUUUGGCCUUCUGUCUCACCCUAUUUUGGUAUAACAUAUUCCAUAGUUGAAAUAUAGUGUAAGUCAACAGAAACCAAUGCCUACUUUCAAAGGUUGUAUUUGAGUUACCAUAUCGAAGAGUCAAUUACAUGUAUAGCAAUGGUCAAGUGUAACAGUUUCAUUUAGCUUUAAUUGGCAGUGAGAGCAAUCUUUAUUUGUCAAUGCUAGUUGGCAGUUACAACUUGCAAAUGUUUCCCAAAUAUCUUGUUCAAAUUGGACCAGUUUUCAUGGACGAGAAUGCAUCUCUAGUGUGCCCUUCUAUA
Messenger RNA from Glycine soja, 1911 nucleotides. Its product is annotated as deoxynucleoside triphosphate triphosphohydrolase SAMHD1 homolog. The coding region runs from base 153 to 1577 and encodes 474 amino acids. Gene Ontology annotation, cellular component: nucleus. Gene Ontology annotation, molecular function: dGTPase activity. Gene Ontology annotation, biological process: dGTP catabolic process. NCBI's taxonomy places the organism in Eukaryota, Viridiplantae, Streptophyta, Magnoliopsida, Fabales, Fabaceae. The record is from RefSeq and is a predicted model, not a curated record. The transcript is spliced from 20 exons.